AUGAAAUUAGGCUCCCAGGUUAAAGUUUACCCACCGUACUCACAUGGCGGCAUUGAUUUAUCAAAUUAUUUCCCCAGCGAGCGAUAUUUUAAUUCUGUCGUCUACAUUCACAAGAAGUUCUUAAAACCAAAAGAAAAGAAAGAAAAAGACAAAGUCAAUGACAAAGAAAAAAAACCAAAAAAGUUAAAGAAAACCAAAGCUGAUAAAUGUCAACAAUUUGCAAGUGAUGUUAUCAGAGCUGAAAUACCUAUUUAUCAAGACAGUGGUGAACAUAUAGGUUUAAAAAAUGAUAUCCAUAACUCUGUACUAGGACAAACUAUGCAAUUUGCAAAAAACAUAGUUCCGAUAAUAAUACCACCUACCAAAGAACAAUGUCCAGUAUAUUACGCUAUCAAAGCCACGAAAAAGUCUAAGAAACAAGCUAAAGUUCCAGAAAAUUUUGACGGUACACAAGAUAUAACGUACAAGAAAGAAAAAUCGAGAAAAGUUGAAACUUACAGAUCUGAACGCGUUGGAAAGGAAAGUUUUAGUGUCAAAGAAACGAUCAGCUAUUCUUCGCGAAGCGAUACUUUAAACGAAAUACAUUUAGACCCGUCUUUGUGUUGUUCAUUUUCUGACGCUUCUGAGCAAAAACAUCAGAAGAAAAGAAAAAAAGAAAAAAAAGAUUCUCAAAAAUUUAUUGUUUCUGAAUCUUUCGAAGCAUUUGCAAGUAAGUAUUGUAGUCAUGGUGAUACGAAAGUUAAAGUCCAUUUAAUGAACGAUACAGAUAAAAGUUUGCUAGCCGAUAAUAUCAAGGUUCCAAUUUUAAACGCUAUCAGAGAUUGCAUCAAAGAUAUUAACAAGAGAGAAACAGACGAAGUAAUAACUGCAGUAUAUAAAUUUGUUCAGUGUAAUACACAGCAGCUUGAUAACAUAAUGGAGAAAGUGACAAGAGUGGAGAAAAAAGUCGAUGAAUAUUUUAUUAAAGAAAAAGAGCUAAUUUGUCCUAAGCUUGUGCUACCUACUGCAACAAUGCCUGCUGCAAAGUUGCCUUCUGCACGGUCUGAGAAAUUUUCUAAAGAGAUUAAACAACAAAAAUUGUCAGCAUUAGAAAGAUUAGAAGAUGAUAUUUUAGAUGCCAAUUCUGAAGGUGAGGAAGAGUUUUUGCAGAGUAUUGAUUUAACUGCCAGAAGGAAGGUAAAAUCUAAAAGCGCUGUUAUGGAAAUAACGGACAAAGCAGCAGACGGUGUUCAGAGGACAGAGGAAAAUAUGUCUGAAAUAGGAUGUGGGGAAACUUUAAUAGCGACCGGUAUGGGCGCUAGGCCUAAUAGGCUACCAGCUCGUUACUGUUGGACUGGCGUCGCCAGAAACGCAUAG
Molecule: messenger RNA, 1356 nt
Organism: Hyposmocoma kahamanoa
Lineage: Eukaryota; Metazoa; Arthropoda; Insecta; Lepidoptera; Cosmopterigidae
Exons: 2
Coding region: 1-1356 (451 amino acids)
Source: RefSeq, a predicted model, not a curated record